UGAGGGCCGAACUCGGCACAGACUCGCCGCGGGGGGCUGGAGCCUGGGCCCACCGGGGCUCCUGCCCCCCACACUGGGCAUCGAGGUCGGAGGGGCAGGUCCUGUAAGAGGUCGCAUUGGGGAACCUCCCCAUGGUCACCCACCAGGUGGGGCCAAGCGGGGCUGCAGCCUGGGGCUGCCCUGCCAGGAGGGGUCACCCCCCCACGUCCCCAUGGCAACCAUCUCCCCGGGGACACAGCGGCAGCCAGGAACCUUCCAGCCCGGUCGGAGCCGGCACCGCCCUGCCCGGAGGUCACGUGACGGCACCGCAGGUCAUGUGGUUCUGGUCACGUGGCCCAGCCCGCCUGACUGCCACCAGCCAUGCGAGACGCACCCCCGGAGCCCCGGGCUCCCACGGCCCGGACCUGGGCCCCGGUCCUGCUGCUGGCGUGGGCGCUGAGCGGCCUGGAGGCCGGGGCCCCCAGGGUCGGGGAGCCCCGCUUCCGGGAGGCCUACUUUGAGCAGCUUCUGGACCAUUUCAACUUCGAGAGGUUCGGCAAUAAGACGUUCCGCCAGCGGUUCUUGGUGUCAGAGCAGUUCUGGAAGCCGCGCGAGGGGCCCAUCUUCUUCUACACGGGCAACGAGGGGGACGUGUGGGCCUUCGCCAACAACUCGGGCUUCGUCCUGGAGCUGGCGGCGCAGCAGGCGGCCCUGGUGGUCUUCGCGGAGCACCGCUACUACGGCCGGUCGCUGCCCUUCGGGGCGCCGUCCACGCGGCGCGGGCACACGGAGCUGCUGACGGUGGAGCAGGCGCUGGCCGACUUCGCGGCGCUGCUGCAGGCGCUGCGGCGGGACCUGGGCGCCCUGCGCGCGCCCGCCAUCGCCUUCGGCGGAAGCUACGGGGGGAUGCUGAGCGCCUACAUGAGGAUGAAGUACCCCCACCUCGUGGCGGGAGCCCUGGCAGCCAGCGCGCCCGUCCUGGCCGUCGCAGGCCUCGGGAGCCCCUACCAGUUCUUCCAGGACGUCUCGGCGGACUUUGAGGCCCACAGUCCCGAGUGUGCGCAGGGCGUGCGCGACGCCUUCCGGCAGAUCAAGGACUGGUUUCUACAGGGAGCCCACGAAGCGGUCAGCCAGGCCUUCGGCACCUGCCAGCUGCUGUCCAGCCCGGAGGACCUGACCCAGCUCUUCGGGUUUGUCCGCAACGCCUUCACCGUGCUGGCCAUGAUGGACUACCCGUACCCCACCGACUUCCUGGGGCACCUGCCCGCCAACCCUGUCAAGGUGGGCUGCGAGCGGCUGCUGAGCGAGAGGCAGAGCGUCCGGGGGCUCCGCGCGCUGGCAGGGCUGGUCUACAACGCCUCGGGGGCCGAGCCCUGCUUCGACGUGUACCGGCAGUACCGGGCCUGCGCGGACCCCACGGGCUGCGGGUCCGGCUCCGACGCCCGGGCCUGGGACUACCAGGCCUGCACGGAGAUCAACCUGGAGUUCUCCAGCAACAACCGGACGGACCUCUUCCCCGAGAUGGCCUUCCCCGCGGCCGCGCGCCGCCGCUACUGCCUGGACACGUGGGGCGUGUGGCCGCGGCGGGCCUGGCUGCAGACCAGCUUCGGGGGCGGCGACCUCAAGGCCGCCAGCAACAUCAUCUUCUCCAACGGCGACCUGGACCCCUGGGCGCGCGGCGGGAUCCAGAGCAACCUGAGCGCCUCGGUGCUGGCCAUCACCAUCGCGGGAGGCGCGCACCACCUGGACCUCAGGGCGUCCCACCCCCAGGACCCGGUGUCCGUGGUGCAGGCGCGCAGGCUGGAGGCCGCCGUCAUCCACGAGUGGGUGCAGGCAGCGCGGCGGGACCGGUGAGGGCGCCGGCCAGCAGGGACUGGGGCCUAUGUUCAGG
Molecule: messenger RNA, 1870 nt
Organism: Talpa occidentalis (Iberian mole)
Lineage: Eukaryota; Metazoa; Chordata; Mammalia; Eulipotyphla; Talpidae
Gene: DPP7
Product: dipeptidyl peptidase 7
Exons: 13
Coding region: 361-1833 (490 amino acids)
Biological process (GO): proteolysis
Cellular component (GO): vesicle
Molecular function (GO): dipeptidyl-peptidase activity; serine-type exopeptidase activity
Source: RefSeq, a predicted model, not a curated record